Zalophus californianus (California sea lion) is the source of this 2106-nucleotide messenger RNA. Its product is annotated as nuclear cap-binding protein subunit 2-like. The record is from RefSeq and is a predicted model, not a curated record. Lineage: Eukaryota; Metazoa; Chordata; Mammalia; Carnivora; Otariidae. Gene Ontology annotation, molecular function: RNA cap binding. Gene Ontology annotation, cellular component: nuclear cap binding complex. The transcript has a single exon. The coding region runs from base 1276 to 1746 and encodes 156 amino acids. Gene Ontology annotation, biological process: mRNA cis splicing, via spliceosome.
UAAGCAUGUAGAUGAGCAGAGCUGUCACUUAGGGAGAUGGAGGGAACAAAGGAAGUAUAGGUUUACAGGAGAACAUUAAUAUUUCAAUCUUGAACACAUAAAACUGAAAAGCAAUGAGAUAUCAGGUUAAAUUAUGCUUUGGUGCAAUCAUAAACAACCUCAGAAUUUCAGUGGCUUAACACAACAACUGUUUAUUUCUCACUUGUUACAUAUCUUUCAUGGCUUAGUGGAAGGUAGUGACUGGUGGGUGGUCUCUGUUCCACAUGGUCACUCAGGGACCCAGACUAGUGGAGGUCCACCAUCUAGAAUGUCUGUGGUUGUUGACAAAAAAAAGAGAGAGAGAGAGAGAGACACUGGAGAGGUGGAAUAGGAGCUCUUCGACGCUUCAAUCUAGGAGUGACACAUGGCAUAUUCGCCCACUGGCCAAAAGUAGUCACACUCACUAUGGGAAAUGUGGGGUAGUAGAUGGGAUAUUUGGUGAACACCACUGUUUCUGCCACAAUAUCCAGGUAGGAAUGUCACAUAGGUAUCCACAACAAAUGAAUAUCAUGGAGACUUCCAGUUAGAAGUCAUAAGCAGAUAGGUUGUAUUUAAAGCCACCUUCACUUUCCCAUCUGAAUCCCACUAGCCUAAUAAGAGCAGUGUUGUCACCCUUUGCUGGUUUGAAAGAACAGGAAAUCCAGAGUGGUUGAUACUCUUCAAACCUACCUGUAGUGAAACUAACAGCACACUGAUGUCUUCAUUAGCUCACAAAGAGAUUAUAGUUUAGGAUUGAAGGUAGGUUUUGAAUUUCUCUAAGAGGAAGAGUUUGGUCCCCCAAAAGCCUGCUAGACACAGCCUGAUGCUCAGAGCACAGGAGAGGGGCUCACACAGGUGAGAAGGGACAUUUAAAACUGUUUUUAGACAAAGACACUGAUGAGUAAGUUCACAGAGGAAAAGUUGUUUUCCGUGGUAGGUAAUAAAACUCACGCUAGGGCUACCACUAGGUGUCAAUAGUAGGAAAGGAAAAGAUGAAAGAAAAAAUGGAGAAAGGUUCUAGAGGAAGAUGAAGAUUGGUUCCAAGGAGAGAAAAGGUAGAAGGUGUCCCCACACUCCCUCUAAAGUUCUCCAGGCAUUUCAUAUUAUUACAUGAUUAACCCCAUUAAUACCUUAGGUGGAAAUAAAAGACACUUUGCAUUUCUCUCUCUCCCUCUUGUGUAUUUAUGGAUGCAUAACAACUGAAGUCUUCAGUUUAUUAGAAAUCAGAUUUAAGGUCUUCGUCCACCUCUCUGCACUAUGUCCAGUGGCCUUCUGAAGGCGCUGCGCAGCGACUCCUACGUGGAGCUGAGCCAGUACCGGGACCAGCACUUCCGGGGUGACAAUGAAGAACAGGAAAAAUUACUGAAGAAGAGCUGUACAUUGUAUGUUGGAAAUCUUUCCUUUUACACAACUGAAGAACAAAUCUAUGAACUCUUCAGCAAGAGUGGUGACAUAAAGAAGAUCAUUAUGGGCCUGAAUAAGAUGAAGAAAACAGCAUGUGGGUUCUGCUUUGUGGAAUACUAUUCAAGAGCAGAUGCAGAAAAUGCCAUGAGGUACAUAAACAGAACUCGUCUGGAUGACUGGAUCAUUUGCACAGACUGGGACGCAGGCUUUAAGGAGGGAUGGCAGUAUGGCCGUGGGCGAUCUGGGGGCCAGGUACGAGAUGAGUAUCGGCAGGACUAUGAUGCUGGGAGAGGAGGCUAUGGAAAACUGGCCCAAAACCAGUGAGUGGUGAGAGCCCCAUCAUGAAAACUCACUCCUUUGGCCUGUUGAAUUUGCCAUGCAUUACCCAAGGUCUGCAAACCUGCCCACUUUUAACAUGCUUUGAUCAAGGUCUCUACUGAGUUCGAAGCCAUUUUAUGGUUGUCCUUUGAAAACUAUUAAAGGACAGAAUCCAAAGGAAUGCCUUUAUUCUGUAGUCUUAGAAUCUUGGCCAUACGUCAGGUUGCCAGAAUGAUUUUAUGUCACCAGGUCAGAAUUUGUAUUCUGUGGCAACAGGUUACAUUUAUCAGCCCAAAACACCACACUUUUUUCAGGAAGCUGGAAAAUUUUAAAAAUUGAUAAUAGGUUCGUGGUCUUCAUUGGGGC